This is a messenger RNA of Neogale vison (American mink), 4170 nucleotides long. It is a transcript of the gene NCAPG2, whose product is annotated as non-SMC condensin II complex subunit G2. The record is from RefSeq and is a predicted model, not a curated record. Gene Ontology annotation, cellular component: condensin complex; nucleus. The transcript is spliced from 28 exons. Bases 411 to 3827 code for a protein of 1138 amino acids. Lineage: Eukaryota; Metazoa; Chordata; Mammalia; Carnivora; Mustelidae. Gene Ontology annotation, biological process: mitotic sister chromatid segregation.
CGCUAACGAGCUCCCGGGUGGCCCGGGCGCGCUGAAGCGCAGGCGAGGCCCCGGGACUGUGGUGGGAGCGGAGUGGCCGCGGAGAAGGGCGGCCUGCGGGAGUCAGCCGCUGCGGUCAGCCUCUCUCCCUCUGUUGGCUUUUCUCUUUCAGCGCUUUCUGCUUCCUCCGAGCGCUGCCGAGACCCUCGCGCGCGCUGUGCUGGACCCGGCUUCCGUGGACCGACUCUGCGCGGACUCCGGUCUGCGUUCUCUCGUCCACGGUGCUGACUUCAGGGACAGCUGGCCCUAACGUCGUGCUGUGUCGGGACGGACCCUGGAAAAGGUAUAUUUGCAAAUUCAAGUUUGAGGAAGAUUGUGUUUUCUGCUAGGGUUACGGAAUAAAUGCCGUAUGAAAACCACUUUCAUCUGUCAUGGAGAAACGAGAGACAUUCGUACAAGCCGUGUCCAAGGAGCUGAUUGGAGAAUUUUUGCAGUUUGUUCAACUUGAUAAAGAUGCUUCUGACCCUUUCAGCCUAAAUGAAUUACUAGAUGAAUUAUCAAGGAAACAGAAAGAAGAGGUCUGGCAGAGGCUCAAGAACUUGUUAACGGAUGUGUUGUUAGAAAGCCCGGUGGCUGGGUGGCAGACGGUGGAAGUCCGGGGCGAAGACGAUAUGGAAACCGAGCAUGAUUCCAAAAUGAAAAAACACAUAGAAAUAAUUCAUGCAGUUACAGCUGUGGUUCUUGCUUCUGUACCUGUAAUAAAUGAGAGUGAGGACUAUGAAGACUUACUGGAAUGUGCGGUUGUGUUGAAUGGUAUUUUAUAUGCAUUACCUGAAUCUGAAAGAAAGCUGCAGAGCUCCAUUCAGGAUUUAUGUGUCCUAUGGUGGGAGAAAGGCCUGCCUGCCAAGGAAGAUAUGGGGAAGACUGCUUUCAUCAUGCUCUUACGGAAGAGUCUGGAGACUAAAACAGGCGCAGACAUAUGUCGGCUCUGGCGUAUUCACCAGGCUUUGUACUGCUUUGAUUAUGACUUAGAGGAAAGUAAAGACAUUAAAGAUAUGCUACUUGAGUGUUUCAUAAGUGUGAAAUACAUCAAGAAAGAAGAGGGAAGAAGAUUUCUUAGUUCUCUCUUCAAUUGGAAUAUAAAUUUUAUUAAAAUGAUCCAUGAGACCAUUAAAAACCAGUUACAGGGAUUACAAAAAUCUUUGAUGGUACACAUCGCAGAAGUUUAUUUCAGAGCUUGGAAAAAGGCCUCAGGGAAAAUAUUGGAGACCAUCGAGAACGACUGCAUCCAGGACCUCAUGCACCACGGCGUCCACCUUCCGCGCCGCUCUCCGGUGCACUCCCGAGUGCGCGAGGUGCUGAGUUAUUUUCAUCAUCAAAAGAAAGUUCGUCAGGGAGUGGAAGAGAUGCUUCACAGGUUGUACAAACCCAUCCUCUGGAGAGGACUAAAGGCCCGAAACUCUGAAGUCCGGGCGAAUGCUGCCCUGUUGUUCAUUGAAGCAUUUCCUGUUAGAGAUCCAAGUUUCAGUGCUGUCGAAAUGGACAGUGAAAUUCAGAAACAGUUUGAAGAGCUCUAUAGCCUGUUAGAAGAUCCUUAUCCAAUGGUCCGUUCUACAGGGAUCCUUGGUGUUUGUAAAAUAACUUCCAAAUACUGGGAAAUGAUGCCUCCAACCAUUCUUAUUGAUCUCCUCAAGAAAGUGACUGGGGAACUGGCGUUUGACGCGAGCUCAGCGGAUGUACGCUGUUCCGUCUUUAAGUGUCUGCCGAUAAUUUUGGAUAACAAAUUAAGCCACCCGUUACUAGAGCAGCUUCUGCCGGCGCUGAAAUACAGUCUGCACGACAACUCGGAGAAAGUGAGAGUGGCCUUUGUUGACAUGCUGCUGAAAGUCAAGGCCGUGCGGGCUGCUAAGUUUUGGAAAAUAUGCCCCAUGGAGCACAUUUUGGUUCGUCUGGAAUCAGAUUCCCGGCCUGUGUCCCGGCGCCUGGUGAGCCUCCUCUUCAACUCGUUCCUGCCCGUGAACCAGCCCGAGGAGGUGUGGUGUGAGCGCUGCGUCGCGCUGCUGCAGAUGAACCACGCGGCCGCCAGGAAGUUCUACCAGCACGCCCACGAGCACACCGCGUGCGCCAACAUAGCAAAGCUGAUUCAUGUGAUUCGCCAUUGCUUAAAUGCCUGCAUCCGGAGGGCUGUGCGCGAGGGCCACGAGGGCCACGAGGAGAGGGAGAAGGAGAACGUUCUGGAUAAAACACUGUCUGUAAGUGACGUCGCAUCUAUGGCGGGUUUGUUAGAGAUCGUCGUGAUUCUCUGGAAGAGUAUUCACAGAAGUAUGGAGAAUAAUAAGGAGGCUAGAGUCUACACCAUUAACAAGUUCGCUUCCGUGCUCCCUGAGUACCUGAAAGUCUUCACGGAUGACCGCUGCAAGGUCCCUUUGUUCAUGCUCAUGUCCCUUAUGCCGGCCUCUGCUGUGCCCGCAUUCAGUUGCGGUGUGAUUUCCACAUUAAGAAACCAAGAGGAAGGAGAAGUGGACAAGCGCUAUACUACUUUGCUGGACUGUCUCUGCUCCUGGGGACGCGUGGGGCACAUUCUGGAACUCAUCUGUGACUGGCUGCCGGAGGAACAGCCCCAGAGCAAGAGUAACUCAGCAUCUAAACGGAAAGUGCAAAUCCAUGACACGCGCCCGGUAAAACCGGAGCUGGCCCUGGUUUACCUAGAGUAUUUGCUGACGCACCCGAAGAACCGACAGUGCCUGCUCUCUGCUCCCCAGAAGAAGCUCAACCACCUUCUGAGAGCGCUCGAACUGUCCAAGGCGGACCUGGAAUCCAUUUUACAGUUGCCAGGUGGGAAACCUGCCACCUUCAGUGAAGCGGUGGCCCUGCGGGCCUUCAGCCUGCACUGCCGGCUCAGCGUUCACCUGCAGCACCGGUUCUGCUCGGAAGGGAAGGUUUACCUGUCCGUUUUGGAAGACACUGGGUUUUGGUUAGAAAACAAAGUUCUGUCUUUUAUCCAAGAUCAAGAAGAAGAAUAUCUCAAGCUUCACAGGGUCGUUUAUCAGCAGAUCAUCCAGACCUACCUGACAGUCUGUAAGGAUGUCGUGAUGGUUGGCCUUGGCGAUGAUAAGUUUCAGAUACAGCUUCUACAGUGGAGUCUCCGAAUCAUGCAAACAGUGAAGGGCUUCUUUUACGUGUCAUUACUUCUGGGCAUUCUGAAAGAGGUAACCGGGAGUUCCUUGAUGCAGAGACCAGACCCCGACGAAGAGGUUGCAACGCUGUUUGAUAUGGUCCAGAAAGUAUUUCAGAAACUGCUGGAAUGUAUGGCCCGGAGCUUCAGGAAGCAGCCAGAAGAAGGCCUGCGGCUUCUGUAUUCCAUCCAGAGUUCUCUCCACGAACUGCUGAUGACGGUUCAGUCUUGGCACCUGGACACGCCCAUGCACCGGGGCGUACUCUCCACUGUCAUCGCUGCGUCCGUGGUGGAGAUCGGUCACCAGCUACGGAAGGUGUCUAAUACAGAAGAGCUCACUCCCCCCGAGGUUCUUGCAGACCUCCCACCGUUUUCAAGGUGUUUAGUAGGAAUAAUAAUGAAGUCUCCGGAUGUGACCAGGUCAUUUUUAGAUGAACUAAAGGCGUGUGUUACAUCUGAUGAUAUUGAAGGCAUUGUGUGUCUCACAGCUGUUACGCAUAUUAUUUUGGUUAUUAAUAAAGGCAAACACAGGAGCUCAAAAGUGAAGGAAGUCGCGGCCAGCGUUAACAGAAAACUGAAGACGUUCAUGGAGAUCACCCUGGACGAGGACAGCACGGAGAGGUUUCUCUAUGAAUCGUCAUCGAGGACUCUGGGAGCACUUCUGAAUUCAUGACCAAGCCGGCAUCUUCGGUCACAAAACAGGAAAGGGACUCCGUGAAAGUGAAAUGAAUGUGUGUUUUCCUAGUGUUUUUAAUGUCAAUAGCUGGUGUCACAGGGGUGGGAUUUGUUUGGGGAGUUACAAGUAGGAAACUCAAAGGUUCUUAAGCUUUUGCCUGGUGCCUGCAUCAAUACUAUAUUUAUCAGUUGUAUCUGAUAAAGGACUCUGGGUAUCAGUGGUGCAAAGGAAAAAAAGACACUUGGAGCAAACGUGGUUGCUGUAAAAAUGAAUUUAUAUAUAUGUAUGUAUCUGUGUAAACGUGUUGCUUAAACUCUGAGUAAUAAACGCGCUGACGACA